CCUGCACCAGCGCGCAGGAGCGCACCUUCUUGGCGGUCAAGCCGGACGGCGUGCAGCGGCGGCUGGUGGGCGAGAUCCUGCGGCGCUUCGAGAGGAAGGGCUUUAAACUGGUGGCGCUGAAGCUGGUGCAGGCCUCGGAGCAGCUCCUGCGGGAGCACUACGCCGAGCUGCGCGAGCGCCCUUUCUACGGCCGCCUGGUCAAGUACAUGAGCUCGGGGCCCGUGGUGGCCAUGGUGUGGCAGGGCCUGGAUGUCGUGCGCGCCUCGCAGGCGCUUAUUGGGACCCCGGACCCCGCUGACGCCCUGCCCGGUACCAUCCGCGGGGAUUUCUGUGUCGAGGAACGUGAUCCACGGCAGCGACUCGGUGGAAAAUGCCCGCCGGGAGAUCGCGCUGUGGUUCAGCGCCGCGGAGCUGCUGUGCAGGGAGGACAGCGUGGCCGCCUGGCUGUAGUCAGGUUCUGCCGCUCUGUGCCCUCCAGCUCCCUCCAGCCCCCCGGACGACGUCUUUCUGCAGCGGGACCUGGAGCCCAGGCACCUGGAGCCCAGGGCGUGGGAUGGGAGGCGGGGAGUGCCUGCCCGGCUGGGUACCAGGCCACAGGCCUGGUGUGCUCAGGGAGGUGCAGGUGGCUCAAUGUGGCCAUUUACAAUAAACGGGCAGACUGUGCCGCACUGGUCGUGUCCAGGGACAGGCGAGGCGUGGUGUUAGGGCAUUUAUUACAUGGAGCAGGUGUGUGGGUGCACUUGCAGGGGCCAAAGCCUGAGGAGAGGUCACCAGGCCCCUUCCCCCAGCUGCACCCACCCCCCCAACCCAAGCCACUGCACGAUCCUGUGGGACACGAGGGCCUGGACAUACAUCACAGUGGAGAGGUGGCAGGCGGUGGGGAGAAGCCAGCAGCCGCUCCAGGGCCAGCUCCCCAAGAUCUGUGCUUCUCUGGUGAGGGGCAUGGGCAGCAGGGGCUGGGCUGCCUGGCUCAGUGCCUCCCGGAGCAGGAGGGCAGCCUGGGCAGGUGGGGAAGUCGGCCAGCAAGGCCGUCCACCCGGGAGGGCGGCUGUUCCUCACCACGCCUAGAGCCUGGGCAGGCCUGUCCUCCGUUCGCACGCCUCUGCCUGGCUGUUGAAAGCUUCCGCCAGCAGGCAGCCCUAGGCACUUAGCGUGUCUGGGAGCUGGGCUCCUUUGGAGCCCACGCAGGAGGCAAGCCCCAAGAGCAAGCCAUCCCUUGUCAACCUGAGGG
This is a messenger RNA of Tupaia belangeri chinensis (Chinese tree shrew), 1231 nucleotides long. It is a transcript of the gene NME3, whose product is annotated as NME/NM23 nucleoside diphosphate kinase 3. The record is from RefSeq and is a predicted model, not a curated record. Lineage: Eukaryota; Metazoa; Chordata; Mammalia; Scandentia; Tupaiidae. Gene Ontology annotation, biological process: UTP biosynthetic process; GTP biosynthetic process; CTP biosynthetic process. Gene Ontology annotation, molecular function: nucleoside diphosphate kinase activity.